AUGGCGGAGCCGUUUGCUGCAGGAGAGGCGGCGGGCCAGGUGUGCCCCUUCGAGUUCAAAAGGCCCAGCCGCAAAGGGGCUGCAGGCCUUCGGAAGCGCCUGGCCUGCGACCCGGAGCCUGGGGACAGUAGUGGCGGGGACGAGGGCGGCUCCGCGGUUCGCCGCGCGGAGAGGCGGGGGCCUGCCCGCAAUCCCUUGAUCCAGAGGACCCGCGGCGCUGGUCCACAGGGGGUGGCCGACUGUGACGCCGGGAGCGAGGAGGAGGCAGAGGCCCCCCGUGUGGUCUACAAGUCCACCCGCUCGGCCAAACCCGCGGGGCCCGAGGACAUGGGGGCGACUGCCGGCUGCCAGCUGGGCCCCGACAAGGAGCGCGACGCACAGGCCAUCUUGGAGCGCAGCCGGAGGAGCCAGGAGGAGCUGAGGGGCAAGGAAGACGACAAGAUCUAUCGCGGAAUCAACAACUAUCGGCAGUACGUGAGGCCCAAGGAUGCCUCCGGCUCCUUGCGGAAGGGCCCCAUCCGCGCGCCCGAGCACCUGCGCGCCACCGUGCGCUGGGAUUACCAGCCCGAGGUUUGUAAGGACUACAAGGAGACGGGCUUUUGUGGCUUCGGAGACAGCUGCAAGUUCCUCCACGACCGGUCAGACUACAAGCAUGGGUGGCAGAUCGAACGUGAGCUUGAAGAGGGUCGCUAUGGCGUCUCUGAGGAUGAAAACUUCGAAGUGGGAAGCGAGGGUCAGGAACUACCAUUCAGCUGUUUCAUCUGUCGCCAGACCUUCCGAAACCCGGUUGUCACCAAAUGCAGGCAUUAUUUCUGUGAGAGCUGUGCAUUGGAGCAUUUCCACACCUCCCCACGCUGCUACAUCUGUGACCAGCUGACCAACGGCAUCUUCAAUCCUGCGAAAGAAUUGAUUGCGAAACUGGAGAAACAUCAAGCUACAAAAGAGGACGAGGGGAAGGUGCCAGAGGAAAAGGCAGAUGGUGGAGUAGGGUCCUGGAUAGGUGGCUUGUAA
Artibeus jamaicensis (Jamaican fruit-eating bat) is the source of this 1011-nucleotide messenger RNA. Its product is annotated as E3 ubiquitin-protein ligase RNF113A-like. The transcript has a single exon. Gene Ontology annotation, biological process: snoRNA splicing. The coding region runs from base 1 to 1011 and encodes 336 amino acids. NCBI's taxonomy places the organism in Eukaryota, Metazoa, Chordata, Mammalia, Chiroptera, Phyllostomidae. Gene Ontology annotation, cellular component: U2-type spliceosomal complex. Gene Ontology annotation, molecular function: metal ion binding. The record is from RefSeq and is a predicted model, not a curated record.